AUGGCCUCCUCGACGUUCGUGACGGCAUGCCUAGCCGCGCUCUCGUUCCCGCUUCUGGCGAGUUCGACGCCCGUAACGCCUCGUACCAAAACAUCACCUUUUCGGUGGGACGAUACAAAAUAUGUCAUUGCCUUUGGAGACUCAUAUACAUAUGCCCAGGGGACGUUGGGCUACGCAAACUCAACAUUCAUCGGGUCGAACUUGAACUUCUCGUACACGCCAGAGCAGCUUCUCUCGGACCGCAUCAUGCAGGAGGACGUUGACAGCACCGCGAACCGAGGGCCCAACUGGAUCGAAGACAUCACACAGUGCGGCGUCAAGGAGGGCCUCACCGACCCGCAGACCUGCGACAUCCAGCUCUGGGACUUCGCCUUUGGCGGCGCUGACAUAUCGGUCGAGUACCUGCCGCUACACCACAACUGGUCCGUCCAGCUCGUCAACCAGACCGAGCAGUUCCUGCGCUAUGGUCAGCCCGUGCUCAAGAACAUCGUCAACGCCGACAAGACGCUCGUGGCCUUGUGGAUAGGCAUCAACGACAUUGGCGACUCGGCCGAGCUCGAUGUCGACUUCCCCAGCUACUACGACGAGCUCAUCACCACCAUGUUCGAGCAGGCCGUCGAGCCCGUGUACAAGGCCGGGUACAAGAAGUGGCUGUUCAUGAAACUGCCUCCGCUGAACCGCACUCCGGGCAAUCUCGUGCGUGCUGCCGGGCCUCUUCCGAAUACCACCAUGAUCGGGUGGUGGGACAGCACUCUGGACUCACAUGCUGCCGCUUUUGCGUCCCAGAACGACGAUGUGACGGCCUUGGUCUUUGAUUCAAACACGUUUCUGAAUGGGGUGUUGGAUAACCCUGCCGAGUACAACAUUACCAACACGACUUCGUACUGUCCAGACUACAACCAACCGCUGCCCGUGACCCAGUAUGGAUGUCUUCCUCUCUCUGACUAUUUCUGGUAUGAUGAUGGGCACAUGACAACCCACGUUCACUCCAUCUUGGCGGCAGAAGUCGAGAAAUUCCUCAAAUCUUCAUCUGCUUAA
This is a messenger RNA of Cryphonectria parasitica EP155, 1038 nucleotides long. Its product is annotated as family 16 carbohydrate esterase. The transcript has 3 exons. NCBI's taxonomy places the organism in Eukaryota, Fungi, Ascomycota, Sordariomycetes, Diaporthales, Cryphonectriaceae. Bases 1 to 1038 code for a protein of 345 amino acids. The record is from RefSeq and is a predicted model, not a curated record. Gene Ontology annotation, molecular function: hydrolase activity, acting on ester bonds.